Anarrhichthys ocellatus (wolf-eel) is the source of this 3049-nucleotide messenger RNA. RefSeq names its product zinc finger protein 362b (gene znf362b). Gene Ontology annotation, molecular function: RNA polymerase II cis-regulatory region sequence-specific DNA binding; DNA-binding transcription factor activity, RNA polymerase II-specific. Lineage: Eukaryota; Metazoa; Chordata; Actinopteri; Perciformes; Anarhichadidae. Gene Ontology annotation, biological process: regulation of transcription by RNA polymerase II. The coding region runs from base 203 to 1534 and encodes 443 amino acids. The transcript has 9 exons. The record is from RefSeq and is a predicted model, not a curated record.
UAAAAACCCAAAACAACACUAGCUGUAUACUUCCCUCUGUGUCUGUACUGCACUGAGCCUGCAGCAGCACCCAGAAGUGAACAAAGCGACCCGGAAGCGGUGGUCCGACUGGAAGCAGGCAGAAAGAACAUCAACCUUUUAUAUUAUAGCUGUAGCCUUCUCGCAAGACAAUAUCUGCAACCGGGACACCAGGUAUUUGUGCAUGAUGGCAGAGCCUCGAUUUAACAACGCGUAUUUCUGGCCGCCACCUCCAUCCAUGCCAGGCCAGCUGGAUAACCUGGUGCUCAUUAACAAGAUCAAGGAGCAGCUGAUGGCCGAGAAGAUCCGACCCCUGCACCUGCCGCCUACGUCUACCCCAUCCCAGCAGUCUUUGCUGCAGCCCACCUCGUCCCCGGACGGCAGCGCUCAGCACAUCAUGUCGCUGCCUAAGCUCCAGUCGCAGCAGGUGCAGGGCCACCACCCGCAGCAGCAGGGCUCCGGACAACCGGACAUUGCUCUACACGCUCGCCCCGCCUCCAGCUCUGGGCCAGAUGGAAAUAUGGACGACAAGUCAGCAGUGAAGGCCAAAGGAUUGUGGGAAGACUGGCACAUGAGACAGCUCAGCGAGCAACAGAACCGGCUCAACCAUCGCUCAGGUCUGGCUCCUUCAUCCCGACCCGACAGUCACAGCACCUCAGAGGCCCUGACCCCCACGACUCCAACCUCCAGCAGCCUGAACCGCUUGGGCGGCGCCCCCUCUAUGAACAUCAUCUCUGGGCUGGCCAGCGGUCCUGGCAUGGACCACAUGAAAAUCGGCGGCCUGGCCGGCCUGUUGGGCCCCCCGCCCAAGGCGCCCCGUGGACGGAAGAAGAUCAAAGCUGAAAACCAGACUGGUCCUCUGCUGGUGGUGCCCUACCCUAUCCUAGCUGACCAAGGCUGUCUCACUUUGGCACCCAAAGAGGGCAAAAUCUACAGAUGUAAAGUGUGCCCGCUCACCUUCCUAUCAAAGUCAGAGAUGCAGAUGCACUCCAAGACCCACACGGAGGCCAAACCACACAAGUGUCCCCACUGCUCCAAGACGUUUGCCAACGCCUCCUACCUGUCCCAGCACCUGCGCAUCCACCUGGGGAUCAAACCCUACCACUGCUCCUACUGCGAAAACUCCUUCCGUCAGCUGUCACACCUGCAGCAGCACACCAGAAUCCACACUGGCGAUAGGCCUUAUAAAUGUGCUCACCCUGGAUGUGAAAAGGCUUUUACCCAGCUGUCUAACCUCCAGUCUCACCAGAGGCAGCACAACAAAGACAAGCCGUAUAAAUGUCCUAACUGCUACCGUGCCUACUCCGACUCGGCAUCGUUGCAGAUCCACUUAUCAGCGCACGCCAUCAAAAACGCUAAGGCCUACUGCUGUAGCAUGUGUGGCCGGGCAUACACCUCAGAGACCUACCUUAUGAAGCACAUGUCCAAACACACAGUGGUGGAGCACCUAGUGAGCCACCAGUCGCCUCAGAGGACCGAGUCGCCCAGCAUCCCCAUACGCAUCUCCCUCAUCUGAGCUCCCAGACGCUCAGCGGCAGGUCGGAUUCAAAGUCUAUGUUAGGCUGGAGCUUAUGAGGCCCUGCACCCACCGCCAUCUACAUAAGGCUUACAUUAGCAUUAUGACAGCUGACAUAAGCAUUCAGUGCUAGAUUCAGGCUGCCUCCAUCCAUCUUGACACAGGCCGUCUUGUCAAAAUGAGCACAGCGUUAUUUUGUGAAUGUAAAAAUACAGCUAGAUGUUGCCCCGGGAGGAUCGAGUGGCAAAGAAUGUCUUGCGUCAGAUUUAAUAAGCACUUUCGUAAGCGUCAUGUAAACUGCCGGAUGCAUUGGCCAUCAGAAAUGUUUUAGUUCGAUUUGUUUUUAUUUUUUUCCUCUUCCAUGAAAUGGGUUUCAAAAAUGUGCCAGAUGAUAUUUGCCCUUAUAAAGAAUUGAGAAAAUGUUUGCUGGGUGUAUUCUGGAGACAUCCAAAGAUAAUCUUAAAGCACUUUUAGGCCUUGUGGUUUUGGCUCAAAUUGUUUCAAUCUUGUUGGAUGGGAAAUGCCAAAGGGCAUUACUUGUGGCAGCUAAGAGUCCUGUCUAUGUAUAAAUAAACAGUCUUUUUCUAUUGCUUUUUUUGUUUUUACAAAAAAAAAGUACACAUUUACAGGGUCAUCUAAAUUUGAAGAAAGGCAAUCGCUAGAUGACAAUUUAAACAUUUAAUGAUUGUAUUAAGAAGUUGCAUUAUUGACUUGGGAAGAGAAAACGAAGAGCAACCAGGAAGGGAAGAAGGAUGAAUGUUUUCUUUUUUUCUUUCACUCCAUAUUUGACAUUCACUUUUACGGCACCUUUAUGAUCAUAACAUGUGAUCAAAGAAAACACUGUUUGUGACAUUAGAUUUUCCUGAGGUCCCAUCAACUUGUGCCAUAUAUAUGAACCUUGUUUAGGUUUUAAGAGAAAGCAAAUCUUGCCACAGCUUGUCUGCUUUUCUCUAGUCAGUUAAGCUUUGACUAUUAGAAGUAUUAGGAGUUGAAUGCAUUGCACAUGUAUCCGUGCCAGCUCUAAUCUACUCAUCCCUUCUUUGAAACACACUUCAGCUAAAAUGAAUUCUCUUACCCACGGUGGUAAAUUUUAAACCCAAACAUUGGACCAAAAUGUGAAGUUAUGUACAGGCUCCUCUGACCCAGUUAAGUAUUUUUUAAACCUUAAUAAGCUUUACCCAUUUGAAAUAAACUGCAGUGCAAGUCAUAUUCCAUAGGCCUAUGUUAUGAGUUUGUGUGGAGGUGAUGCUUCUCCUUUUUGAAUUAUUUUUCUCCUUUGUAUUCUUUUUAUUGUACACAGUAUUGUUUGUUGUAUUGUUACUGUAACUUUAACCUCUGGAUGGUACUAAUAGAGUACCCUGUAUUCUUCAGGGCACUUCAGAACAGGUGCUACGGCUAGACGUUGCGUUUGAGAUGGAACGGAGAACGAUGUAAAAUACAUAUACAGUAUAUAGUAUGUUUUCAAAAGAAUAAAAAACGUAUUACUCAAGCCACUGGCCUGAAAACAGACAUUUA